This is a messenger RNA of Paramecium pentaurelia, 966 nucleotides long. The record is from the annotation of a GenBank genome assembly. Lineage: Eukaryota; Ciliophora; Oligohymenophorea; Peniculida; Parameciidae.
AUGAAAAAGAAGUAGAAAUAAAAUGAGAAAUUCAUCACUCAACUUAAAUCACAAUAUGAUGAUAUAUUUUAAGAUUAGAAAACUGAACAAUAAUCUUAUUCUCAAAUCCAAAAAAAAGAAUAAUAAUAAAAUAGAACUAAUAUUCUUAUAAUCUUCGCAAAUAAAUAAUUAGAUUAACAAUAAUAAAAUUAAACUCUAAUUUAAUAACCGAAUUCUGUGGCAAAAAGAUCUUGGCACAAAAAAAUGGAUAAUUUAAUUAAUCCAUCAGAUAUGAAAGAUGGCAAAUUCUCAGAAUAAGAAAAGGAAAACAUUAUGUAGAUUGUGCAUAAUUAUUAAGCUUAAAAUAAUUUAACUGAUUAGCAAUUAAAGGAUUACAUUGAAUUAAAAACUUUAGGGCACUCAAAGAUUUGGCUUGAAAUUACAAAAUAUAUACCAUCAAGAACAGUUGAUUCUGUCUAUAAAAUGAUUCGACGUAGUUUGGAUAGUAAGAAUAGACAAGGAUACUGGAACAAGGAAGAAGAAGCUGAAUUACUUAAAUGCAUAUAAUAAUAUGGUAGGAAAUGGAGAGAAAUUAGUAAACAUAUUAAUCGAACACCUGACAAUAUUAGAAAUAAAUAUUAUUAAAUAGGAGAACACAAUCACCUUUUUAGAAACAAAUCAUAUUGGACAAUUGAUGAAUUUCUCAUUCUUGUUAAUCAUAUUCAUAUUCUAAGUGGCUAUCCACUUUUACUUCCUAAUUAUGAUUCAACACUCAAAUAAAAACUUGGAUCUGAUUAUGAAAAUAUUAAAUUUAGACUUAAUUAUAGAAAAAUGAAAGCUAAUGAUAAGGAUAUUUUUGAUUUACUCAAAACAAUUGUUAAUAUACCAUCUAAUAUUGGAGUCACUAUUAAAUGGACAGAAAUUUCAUCUGAAAUCAAAACUAAAACAAAAGAUGAUUUAAGAUAAAUGUGGUAUAAAUUAAAUUGA